Messenger RNA from Quercus lobata, 3206 nucleotides. RefSeq names its product probable inorganic phosphate transporter 1-8. Gene Ontology annotation, cellular component: membrane. Gene Ontology annotation, biological process: transmembrane transport. The record is from RefSeq and is a predicted model, not a curated record. The coding region runs from base 1378 to 2916 and encodes 512 amino acids. Gene Ontology annotation, molecular function: transmembrane transporter activity. Lineage: Eukaryota; Viridiplantae; Streptophyta; Magnoliopsida; Fagales; Fagaceae. The transcript is spliced from 2 exons.
CAAACUUUUUGAUACAAUUCCUGAAUGUUAUGUUCCCAAAGUUGUAUUUAGAGGUUGCCUUAAAUCCUUCUGUUAUGAAUAAAUGGCUUUGUUUGUUGACCAUUGAGUUAGUAAACCAAAAGAAGCUUGAGUUCUAUUCAGAUUCAAGUUUUCUCAAUAUCACACACACAUGGAGAAAUUCAUUAGUAUAUUGUGGAAAAUCUAAUUACACAGAUGGUUCAAGAUGAUACAAAACUAAAACAAGACUUUCAAGCCCAAUGUUCCUCUGUUUCUAUUUCAACCAUGAGUGAAGCUGUUCAGGAAAGGCAGGUGCAUUCGAGAUGUUCAAGGGUUGGUCAUUGGUGCAAAUUAAGUCUGUUAAGGUGUAGUGCUUGGGUACAAGGUUAGAUUUUAUGAUGGAAGCUGCUAGAAACUUGCAAUGGUUAUAUUUCUGGAAUUCAAUUGAAAUGAGAAACCUAUUGUCCUGUUUCCCAUUUAAGUUCUUCACUUAUUUUUCGGUGAGUACUGCUUACCCUACAUUUUAACACGGUUUUCAAAGGUGUUUCUUUGAUUAACCAUUCAUUUGCAAAUUUAAUUUUAUACCUGUAUUUCCAAUAUAAAUAUAUAUAUAUUUUGGUUAUGUUUUCUCACCUUCUGUUUUUCAUCUCUCUGUUUCCUGCUUCUGCAUCAGGUUAGCAAUGAGAUUUUUUAUUUAUUUAUUUAUUUAUUUUUUAAAUUUUAAAUAUGCUGUUGCAAAAAUGUUUUGGAAUACCAUAUGUGAAUCAUGAUCCCAAUAGUCCAGGCCCACUAACAUAAAAUAGAUUGUGCGUUUUGUUAGAGAAGGUCGGAGGUAAGUGUAAUAAGUUUGGUACUAUACUUGUGUGAGAAAGUUUUACUUGCAAAUACAUCCGAGGACAUAGACUUGACUAUAAAAAGAUACGAGAUACUGACAGUUUCCAACCUGUGAUAUACAUUUGUUUCUGAUGACUUUCUGGUUACCUAUCCAUGCAUGAGACAACAAUUUUUCUAUUGGCUGCUCCAUAUUUUAUAAAAUUCGAUCAAAUCAUAAAGACUUCAUUGAUUUUUCACAUGUAUGUAAAGUAAUAUACAUUAAUAUGUGUGUAAUAAAAACUAUUCAUCUUUUAAAUGUGAAUAUUUUUGCAUCAAUUGUAAAUUUAUGUUUGAAAUAGUGUGAAUGAAAGUAUAUUUUAUCUUGAUGAAAAUCGUGGAAACGGAUGUUCAAUACUUCCCCGUCAAUAACAUUUCCCAUCAACUUCAAAGGAAACUUCCUAGUAAGUGGUUAGUAAGAGGCCAAAGAAUUUUGAAUGCCCACUUUCUGGCUCUUCUUAUUAAAAUUCGAUAGAAGGUUAGCUUUUCAAAUCUUGCUAAGAAAUCACAAUGGCGUUAAAAGUUCUUUCAGCCCUCGACACUGCAAAAACUCAGUUAUACCAUUUCAAGGCCAUCAUCAUAGCUGGUAUGGGCCUCUUCACUGAUGCCUACGAUCUCUUCUGUAUUGCUCCGAUUAUGAUACUCACCGGACGCGUCUACUACGAGAAGGAGCCUGACUCCAAAAAGUAUGUGAUCCCACCAAUCGUAGUGUCCACCAUAGUGGCUAUCGCUCUUUUGGGUACUGCGAUUGGUCAACUAGUAUUUGGAAGGCUGGGUGAUAAAAUAGGUAGGCGCCGCGUGUACGGGCUCGCUUUGAUGAUCAUGGUGCUGAGUUCCAUUGCAUGUGGGUUCUCUAUAGGCACCACAAGGACCUGUGUUCUGGUGAGUCUGGGGUUGUUCAGGUUCAUUCUAGGCUUAGGGAUCGGUGGCGACUAUCCCUUGUCGGCUACGAUUAUGUCGGAGUUUGCUAACAAGAGGACGCGUGGUGCUUUUAUAGCUGCUGUGUUUUCAAUGCAAGGCUUUGGGAUCUUGGCUGCUUCGACGGUCACCAUGGUGGUGUGUGCUAUAUUUGACCGUGCAUCGAAUUUGUCGGCAAAUUAUCCAACGCCCAAGGAAGCAGAUCUCGCAUGGAGGUUGAUACUAAUGAUUGGUGCAAUUCCCGCUGGGUUAACAUUUUAUUGGCGAAUGAUGAUGCCCGAAACUGCUAGAUACACAGCUUUGGUGGAACAAAAUUUCGUCCAAGCGGCUAUGGACAUGGAGAAGGUGUUAGAACUUCCAAUGAGUCAGAUUGUGGAAGAUGAGCUAUUGUUACCUAUUCCACCAUCAUAUCCCCUCCACUCCAAGCAAUUUUUCCGUCGCCAUGGUCGUGAUUUAUUCUCUUGCUCCUUUACAUGGUUUCUUCUUGAUAUUGUUUUUUACAGUAGCACCCUCUUCCAGUCUCAUAUAUAUAAUCAGCAUCUCCCAAAGAAUGAAGAGAUGAAUGCCUAUCGACAUGCUUUUGAGGUUGCAAAACUCCAAGCAAUUAUCGCAGUUUGUUCUGCAAUUCCAGGCUAUUGGUUCACUGUUUAUUUCAUUGAUAGGAUUGGAAGGGUCAAAAUUCAAAUGAUGGGUUUUUUCUUUAUGGCAAUGGUUUUCUUAGCACUGGGGAUACCCUAUUACGAAUAUUGGGACAAAGAAAUAAAUAACUCUAAACCCAAUAAAGGUUUUUUAGUCCUCUAUGGCCUCGGCUUCUUCUUCUCAAAUUUUGGACCGAACACUACUACUUUUAUAGUUCCAGCGGAGCUUUUCCCAGCAAGAUAUAGAUCAACAUGUCAUGGCAUUUCUGGGGCUAUUGGGAAGGUAGGGGCAAUUAUUGGUUCUGUAGGAUUUUUAUGGGCUUCAAAUGGGAAAAAAGAGACUAAAGAAGCAGAGGGUUAUCCUGAAGCACUUGGAAUGACUGCCUCAUUGAUAAUACUUGCUGGAGUUUGUUUGCUAGGGAUGGCGGUUACAUUCUUUUUCACUCGUGAAACUAUGGGAAGAUCGUUAGAGGAGAAUGAGAAUGAUGAUUAACCUAAUUAGCUGUGCUUAUCGAGAAUAAGUAUACAGUUAAUGUUAUUUUCAUAAAGAUCAAGGUUUUAUCUGUUUUAUGUCAAAAGUCCAAACCAUGUUUAAUCCUCAUGAUCUCCCUUCAUGCUAGAGUGAAUUGUGCGAUUGAGGUACAACAAAACUUGAUUGAAUUGAAAUAUUCUUUUAAAAUUGAACUUCCUGUAUGUAGAAAACUAGUUAUUUGUUUGCACUUUGCACAUAGUAAUUUGUACGUCAUAUUCCUUGUCAAAGUAACAUCUUUGUACAUUGUUAUU